AAUAUACGAGCAUAUAAAACUAAAGAGACUAAAGUGUAUAGGCGGCGAUAAGGUUACAGAUGUCCCAAGCAAACACACACACUUACGCUCAGCGAGAGAGGGACAAUUCGGGCAGGCCUUUCAAAAAGGAUACGCAGGACACUUGCAUACAACAUUGUAACUGGAUACAUGUUUACUCAUAAGCAGCCGCUGCUGACAUCCACGCCCAACGCUGCCCCGCACUGCAGCAGACAACAAAUAGCAACAACAACAACAACAAAGACAAAAACAACGCAUCGGGCCGUGGCGACAUCAACCCAAACCCAAACCCAAAGCAGCUAAUGCCAGCAUACCUCAGCAGCAGCAGGAGAAGCAGGAGAAGCGACAGCAGCAGCAGGUGCAGUUGUUGCUGUACAGGAAACGCAGGACAAGAAAACAACGACAACAACGACAGCAGUGAUAAAAACUGACAACGAAUUAUUAACGAGGAGCCGAGACAAGCGCAAGACAGAUAGAAGCAUGACGUCGUCGUCGUCGCUGCACAAAGCCGGAAAUGUGAUUAUAGUUUUAGUUGGCCUGCAGCUAAUGUGGCUAACAUUGGCCGGCUGUCGGGAUUUGCCAUUGGGCAGCGAUUACGGCAGCAUGUCCGCCAGCGUCGAGGAUGUGGACUUCAUCGAGACGCAGGUCACCGAGCAGACAGCGCCGCAUCCGCAACAGCGCACCAAUCCGGAGGCUGGGCUCAACAGCAGCGAGGAUAGCCGAGGGCCGGCUUCUGCUUCUGCUUCCGUUGUGGGCGCCGGCACUUUGCUGGAGGAGUUCAACGGCGGCAAGCUGAGCCCGGCGGAGGCCAGCAACACGCUGCCCAUAUUCCUCAGCGAGCCGGAGAGCGUUUUUGUGGUCAAGAAUCGGCCGGCGGUGCUCAAGUGCAAGGCAUCGCAUGCCCUGCAGCUGCACUUCAAAUGCAGCGGCAGUUCGCAGCCGCCGCCGUCGACGCACGACAAGCACGUGGAUCCGCACACGGGCGUCCAUAUGGAGGAGGUCACUGCCACCAUACAUCGCGAUCUUGUCGACGAAUACUUUGGCAAGGGCCCAUUCAAGUGCGAGUGCCAGGCGUGGUCGUCGCGCGGCGUGGUCAAAAGUCAAGCGGCCACGGUCCAUAUUGCAUACAUUCGCAAGUCCUUUGGCCAGUCGCCCACCUCGCUGCGCCUGGAGCUGGGCAGCCGUGCGGAACUGCAUUGCGAGCCGCCCGGCGGCUUCCCGGAGCCGAAGCUCAGCUGGCACAAGAACAAUGCGCUUAUAGCGGGCGACAGCGACACGACGGGCAUCACUGUGAGCGGCAGUACGCUCACUUUCCGCCAGGUGGCGCUGCAGCAUAUGGCCAACUACAGCUGCAGCGCGGAGAAUUUGGCCGGCAAACGUGUCUCCGAUUCGGCUGUGCUCAUUGUCUAUGUAAAUGGCGGCUGGAGCGCCUGGAGCCCGUGGCGCGAGUGCAAAUGCAGCGGUAAACCGAGUCAGGGCCGCAAGCGUACGCGCACCUGCACCAGCCCGAUGCCCUUGAAUGGGGGCGCCCAAUGCGCCGGCCCCCAGGUACAAAAGUCGGCGGACUGUGCCGCAUGUCCAGAGGACACUCAAAUUGUGAGCGCUGAUGGAUUUGACAUUUCGUCGAGUAAGCGCAUUGCCCGCUGGUCGUCGUGGAGCGAGUGGAGCGUCUGCUCGGCGGAAUGCAUACAAGUGCGUCGCAGAAAAUGCCUGACGCACGCCACAAUUGCCGCUGAUGUGGCAGAUGAAGCCGGCGAGCUGCUGCUGCUGACUGCAGCACUCAGCUCAAGCAGCGAUGGCGCCAGCAACGACAACAACAACAACAACAACGGAGGCGACGCUGAUGGCUCAGGAUAUGGCAAAUCAUUGUGCGCCGGAAAAGACAUACAAACGGCCGAAUGCCGUGGAGAGCAAUGCCAGAUUGGCAAGGACGACUUCGAUUGGACAUUGUACUUGGGCCUGGCGUUCAUCACAGCCGUUUGCUUUGCCUUUGGCGCCGCGCUCAUCUGCUGCGCCCGCCGCGGCAUUCGCCACAAUCCGCACUACAACAUGGCCCGUUCAGUUAUGGACGCGGAUUAUAUGCCCGGCGUUGUCGAUAAGAAGGAGAUGCGCAUGCACAUCGAGGCAGCCAAUUUGGGAUACGAUUAUGUCAAUCCCGGACAUCGUUAUUUGCCCGGCGAGCACAUCGUCGGCUGCGGCGGCGUCGGCGUUACGGAACAUCACUACGAUGUGCCCAACCUGGCGGCCAACUACACGAAUCCCAUAGAUGACUUGAGCGCGGAUUAUCUAUCCGAAACGGGCGACUCCUCCACAGCGGACACCUCCAAUUCCACGUUCGACAUGAAUGCCAAGCUGUCCAUACUGAACGCCUCGAAGAGCAGCAGCUACGAGCUACUCGGCAGCAACGGCGGCCAGCUGCGGCUCUAUAACGGCGAGCUGCUGCUCUUUGUCCCAGAGCUGGCCAUUGGCAAGCACCUGAAGAAGCACGUCUCCCUCAUGCUGCUGAGCGACGAGUGCAGUCGGAUUGCCUGCGCCACGGAGAGCUCGCUGCUGUGCAGCAGCGUCGUGCAUUGUGCGCCACGCAAUUACGGCUUCAUCAAGCCCGUGAUACUAAGGAUACCCCACUGUCUGCUGUCGCCGGAGCAAUGGCAUGUCCACAUCUAUCACGCGGACAGCGAGCAGGACGAUCUGAAUGUCAGCUGGCGGCGGGCCGUGUCUGUCGGCGAGGAGACAAUAAAUACGCCAAUGUUUGUGCAGCUGGAGGCGACGGCCGUGUACAUUAUGACCGAGCAGCUGGGACACUUUGCCGUCGUCGCCGAGCCGCGCAUCCAGCAGCCGGCGAUCAAGAUGAAGCUGCUCGCGUUCAGCCAACAGACGCCGCCCAGCAGCAGCAGCCUGCGCAUCUAUGUGGUCAAGGAUUUUCCGAAUAGCCGGGAUAUAUGCGCCAAUGUCGAGUGCAAGCUGGGCGGCAGCUAUCUGGGCGAGAGUCAGGUCUUUGGCUUCGUGCUGAACAGCCUCAAUCUGAAUAUACGAGUGCGAGAUGCGGGAGAUGGGCUAUACGAACAUGCGAUACCCUAUCAGCACAUAUUGAGCAACAAUUCCAUAUUGCACUGCGAGUUCAGUGUGCGGCGCCAGGAGCAGCAGCAGCAGACGCUCUGCGUCGACUUUGGACAAGGGGAGGAGCAGCUCGAUUUCUACACGUUCAGCAUGCCCGGACUGGGACAGAGCCUGGGACUGGGUUCGGCGGAGGAGCUGGCCUCGACAACGAACACGACCAUCUCGAUAGAUCGCCAGGGCAACUAUGUGAACGAGAGCUGUGUGUUGGACUUUGUGCAGCUGCCGCAUGUCACGAAGCGUUUGAUAUGCGCCGCCUUGGAUCCGCCGCGUGCCGACGAACGCGAUUGGCGGCUGUUGGCCAAGAAGCUGAGCACGGAUCGUUAUAUUGCAUACUUUGCCACCAAACCCUCGCCCACAGAACAGAUACUCAAUUUGUGGGAGUGUCGCGCGAAUAGUGGGGCAGGGGGCGGGGCAGGGGGCAUGGUCAGCGGCAGCGGCGGCAUCUCUAACGGUAACAGUUCCAGUUCCAGUUGCAUAAUGUCGCUGCUGCUGACGCUCAAGGAGAUGGGACGGCAGGAUGUGCUGGACAUCAUAGUGGACACCAUAGGACCGCUGUGGAUUUAGGUCGCAGACUAAACAAAACAUGUUCAUGAGUUGCCUUUUAUUUGAAAAAUAUUUAAAAACGAAGAGAAAUUGAAACGAAACGGGAAACGAAACGAAAUGGGAAACGAAACGAAACGAAAUAUGAAACUUGCUAAAAAUGUAAUCAAAGUCUAGGCAUAGGGCAUAGACAUAGUCAUAGUCAUUUAGUCUGUACUAGUUACGUAGACUAAGCUAAAGAUACUAUAUAUAUAUUAUAUUUAGUAUGUGUAGCUUGAACUUGGAACAUUUGCUCAACGAACUCUGUUCCCCAAUGGGUGCCAUGCAUUUUUGAUACUACAACUAAAAUACAUUAAAUAUACACAAAUAUAUACAUACAUAUAUUAUAUAGAAUUAAAUGUAAGUUUACGAUUAUGUUCAAGUUAUUUGUGGCUUAGCAAACUUAUAGUUUUAAACAUUAGUUUGUAGUUUUUGCGUAUAUCGA
Drosophila montana is the source of this 4159-nucleotide messenger RNA. It is a transcript of the gene unc-5, whose product is annotated as unc-5. The record is from RefSeq and is a predicted model, not a curated record. Gene Ontology annotation, biological process: netrin-activated signaling pathway; motor neuron axon guidance. NCBI's taxonomy places the organism in Eukaryota, Metazoa, Arthropoda, Insecta, Diptera, Drosophilidae. Gene Ontology annotation, molecular function: netrin receptor activity; protein binding. The coding region runs from base 499 to 3699 and encodes 1066 amino acids. Gene Ontology annotation, cellular component: membrane. The transcript has 10 exons.